CCAGAUGCCGGCCGGAGGCCUAGGCGUUUGUCCCGCUCGGUGAGCGAUAGUCCCGGCCCCCCUCCCCGCCCCGCCCCGCCCCGCCCGCCGGCGCCAUCGCCAUCGCCAUCGCCAUGCAGUAGCGCCGCUGCUCCUUGUGCGGCCCGAUCCCCAGCUCCCCCCGGGACACCAUGGACAACAAGUCGUUCGCCAUCGUGCUGGACGAGAUCAGGAAGGGUGUUCUCACGGAUCAAAAAAUAAAGGCGAUUGAAUAUGUACACGGAUAUUUUUCAAGUGAACAGAUAGUUGAGCUACUGAAGUAUUUUUCUUGGGCAGAACCACAACUAAAGGCUCUUAAAGCCCUCCAGCAUAAAAUGGUAGCCAUCCAUGUAUCUAAAGUAAUAAAUAUUCUCCAUUGUCUUACUUUCACAAAAGAUAAGCUCGUUGCCUUAGAGCUAAUAGCUUUGAACAUUAUUGAUCCUCAUAAUUAUCGACUGAUUGAAGAAAUUUUCCGGGUACACUUGCCAGAAAAGAAACGCUGCAAAAGAAUUCUAGAUCAGGCAUCGAAGGCAGGCUGCAAGGCUCCCCUUGCCAUGAGAUCUUCAUGUGGAAUGAUCCCAGGGAAUCCGUAUCCUAAAGGAAAACCCAGCAUAUUAAAUGGUUUGUUGGCAGCUCUUUCCGUGAAGAAAGAAAAUGAAGAAGGAUGCACUAUUAGCCGAGGAAUAGCAACCUGCAUCCUGGGACCCUCCAAACCAGCUCCAGUAACAUAUAAUCCUCACAAGCCUGUUCCGUACCCUAUACCUCCCUGCCAGCCACAUGCAACUAUCGCACCAAGUGCGUAUAACACCGCUGGCCUGGUCCCAAUGGGUGGUUUCAUGGCUCCUGUUGUAGCACCAGCUGCCUAUGCAGCACAACAAGCCUUUUCCCGGCCAGCCAGCCAGCUGAGUUACAACCCGUGUGCUGCCAACCUGCACACAGCUACAUUCUCACCCCAUGGAUCGUACCCGUCGGCUCCAGCCACACCCAUCGCCGUGCAGUCUCCUGCAAACCAGCCGGGCUAUGCCUCGGCACCCAGCACCCCGGCCUUCUCGCGCCUCGGCAUGUCCACCCCGGUCCCUCUGCCCGCCGGCACCUCCGCAGCUUCCUACCCUGAGUGCCAGAAUGUGCCCACCAUGGUGUCGGCAUCACCGCAGACCCCCCAGCCUCUGGGAGAGAUGAUAACAGUGAACACCUCGACCGUGGCAGGGCUGACGCCCAGUGGCAGCAACGUGAACUGCAGCCCCGCUGCCAUGCAACAAACCGGUUUAUCCUCAGGUUUUCCGACUAGUGAGUGUUCCAGCAACUCUCUGUGCACCGGCAACACGUUCCCAAAUCUCGUCUCCUUCCCAGGUAUCUCCAUGUUUUUCCAAAAUCAGACUCUAUCUGCUGCCACCCUGUCGGCACUCCAGGCUGGAAUGAGUGCUGCCAAUCUGCCCGGCCUUCAGUCCAUCGCGGCUGCAGCCACCCUGGCGGGGAUGCACUCCUCUGGAGCGGCUCCGUCUCUCUCUGCUCUGCACAACGGUCUGCUGGCAGCCAUGGGGCCGGGCCUGCAGCAGGUCAACCCAGCCGCUGGACCCCAGUCUGCUGCCGACGUCGCCUCCCUCCACGGGCUCCAGACCACGGCGUCCCUGGGCCCUCUCCAGUCAAACGCCACCUCCAACUCUCUCCCAGUGUGUCUGGCCGGAAUGCAUCCCGCCACAGCCUCACCCAUCGCGUUGCAAUCCAGCACUGCAUCUCCAGCAGGACUGCGAUCGACGGCUGCCUCCCCGGCUGCCCUGCAGGCUGCUGCCUCUCUCGCCGGACUGCACGCCGUGGCCGCCUCUCUCGCCAGGCUGUCGCCGGCUGCCGUCUCCCAGGCUGUCCUCGCCCCCGCCUCUGAGUACCAGCCCGCCGCCUGCUCCCCCUCUGGCCUGCAGCCCCCCAUGUCCUCCCUACCCGGCCUGCACCACGCCUCCUUCUCCAGGCUCCAGUCCUCGGCGCCGUUCUCCGGCCUCGACUCCAUCGUUGCGGCCGCCUCCCUGGCGGGGUUGCAGACGGUGACGAGCGGGGCGUCCCUCCCCAGCCUACAGUCGGCCGCUCCAGCCUCCGCUCUCCCUGGCCUGGAGUCCGCCAUGGCCGCAGUUUCCUCCCUGCCCGUACUCCAGUCCACUCUGGGGGCUGCCACCCUGCCCGGCCUCCAGUCACUGGGGGCCGGCUCCCUGCCCGGUAUACAGUCCGUGGUGGGUAGUCCUGCCCGCCCUGCCAUCCAAACCUCCUUUGCCGGACUCCAGACGGCCGGUGGUGCAAAUCCAGCAGCAACGAUGGAGCUGGCGUCCACUGUGGAUACAACAUCGUUGCCGGGGUUUCAGACCACCAUGGGGAGCACAUCACUCUCCGGGUUACAGUCUGCUACACAGUCCGCUCUACUACAGGCACAUUCAACUGGUUCUCUGGAGAACUUUCAAACUCAGGGCAGCAACAAUUAUGCGUGCUAUCCCUCUGGGCAUCCUACUCCGUACUCUCUUCAGCCCGGCCCUCCUUCUCAGCUUGGGUGGCAGUAAGGUGUUGUGCCAGUUGAACAUAUCCAGCUCUUUGGAGGGGGCGUGCAGCUGAAACUUGGUGAUCUUUUUUUAAAACAAUGAAUUUAAAGAUUUAAAAAAAAAA
Amblyraja radiata (thorny skate) is the source of this 2661-nucleotide messenger RNA. It is a transcript of the gene proser1, whose product is annotated as proline and serine rich 1. Bases 171 to 2558 code for a protein of 795 amino acids. NCBI's taxonomy places the organism in Eukaryota, Metazoa, Chordata, Chondrichthyes, Rajiformes, Rajidae. The record is from RefSeq and is a predicted model, not a curated record. The transcript has 12 exons.